Hypoxylon fragiforme is the source of this 698-nucleotide messenger RNA. RefSeq lists its product as uncharacterized. Lineage: Eukaryota; Fungi; Ascomycota; Sordariomycetes; Xylariales; Hypoxylaceae. The coding region runs from base 106 to 588 and encodes 160 amino acids. The record is from RefSeq and is a predicted model, not a curated record. The transcript has a single exon.
UCUACUCUUUCGUUAACUCGGAUAAAGCCGGCCCAGUCGUUGACGACUAAAAGUAUUCGCAUCUUACUUCUUACCCUUCACACUCAAAAUCAUCCACCCUUCACCAUGCGUUUCUCGCUUGCUCUCAUCGCCGCCGCAGCUGCUGCUGUCCAGGCCGGUGUUUUCACCCAACAAACCUACAACGACAUCUCCAUCUCUGGAGGUGUCGCCGGUAACGCGCAGGAGGAAGCGCUUGCCGUCUUCAGCGCCUUGGACCUGAACAACUUGGCCGCCGCCGACGAGGCCGACCUCGACUUUCUCAACUCGGUCAACCAGAUCUGCAACAAGGCCGAGAAGGGCGCCUUCAACCCGGCCAUCGACAGCGCCGACGGCGAGGCGGCCGCGGCCCUCCAGCGCGGCAAGAUCAAGAACAAGGUGCUCAAGCUCCAGGCCACCAUCCUCAAGCUCCAGAUCCAGCAGGCCCAGGGAGAGGACGUGACGGCUGACAUGGCGACGGAGACGAAGAAGCUGAACAACAACAUCCAGCAGGACGAGGACGAGGCCGGAAACGCUUCCACCUUUUUGUCCUUUGACGCUACUACUUCUUAGAAGAAGCUAGUGUAAGGGUUUGCGGAUGAGGAAGGGUCUUGAGAUGAGAGUAGAUACUACCCCCAAGUGUUUUAUAGACGAGUCAGGAGUAGCAUAGCGUAGGCACGAGC